CGUUUAUGGAUGGGGUCGAGUCGCGCAGGUGGCAGGGAUUAUUAAAUCUAGCAAAAUGGCGGGAGCUGAUCGGGCCAGUUUAUGCGCUGCUGUGAAUUGCCUACGAACAAAGUAUCGCGCAGCUGCUGGAUCAGAUACACUACAACAGCGUUAGUAGUAAAGAGCAUGCUGCCAUUUGCUGUUGUUGAUUUUCUGGAUGGUGGGGGUGUAUCCAUUGUUCCUUGCAAGUGGUUUACAGGACCAGCAGAAGACUCUUGUUUCUGGCCACCAGGGAGAGUAAAUAUCAACAAGGUGGUAAGGGAUGAAAUCUCUCCAAAUACAGACUGGCCACAGUACAGAGUUCGCAUCUUGGGGAAAGCUGAGAGCUAUGAAAGUGCCAGAGUGAAACUGCGGAGGUCUGAGACAACAUCUGAUCUGCAGACUGAGUCAGAUUCUGGAGGGAGUUUGGGAAAAGGAAAGCGAAAGAGGAGGCCAGUGGUUCUGUCCAGCUCAGAUGAGUGGGACGAUCCUGCAGAACAACAAGAAACCUCAACACUGUCAUCAGCAGAGGAGAGAUCUUCAAGGAUAACUCCCCACCCGAAUGUCACCCAUCCAUUUGUUCAGCCACCAACACCCACAAGGCCUUCCCCUGUGGUUACACAACCAAAUCCACGACGACUUGUACAGGACACAAAUGCCAACAUGUUUGUCCGUGUUCUAACCCUUUUGGAGGACAUCAAAGACACUCAGAGGGUUCAUAGUCGAAUGCUACAGUCUCUGCUGAAACAACGCGAUGGACCAGUUGCUGCUGUGUUACCCGGGGGUGCUCGGUUUCCCCUCCAGACAGUCCAAGAUGUGGAAGCACUGGAGCAAAAGUUAUUAGAUCCUGUCUUCCUGAAAGAAGUGGUUGCUGUUGUGGCAGAGAUUGGAGGAAGUACAGUUGAUGAAGCUACCAGAAGAAUGAUGGCUUUCAUAAUGGAUAAUCCCCUUUCUAGGGAAUAUAACUUUAUUGGGCGCCAUGGAAAGCGGGAAUUUAGAGGCCUUAAGCUUUUUGAAGUGCUAUAUGGCAGUUUGAAAAGAAAUGCUCUCACCAGCCAGAUCACAAGAAAAGAGGCAGAAAAGGCAGCAUCCAAGUGGCUUAUUGGUGCAAGGGAUAGAGGAGGAAACCGAAUGGCAAGGGCUAAGUCACAUAAUGCAUGACAGGACCGACAGAUCGGAAGAUGAGUGAUGAGUGGUUUGCUGUUUCUUUCUAUCAAAAAAGCUCAUACUUACAUAUUUUGAAUACUUUUGCAUCUCUGUAACCUUUUUGUCAACAUGUUCUCUAUACAAAAUAUGUUGUUUCAUAAAACUGUUUAAAAAUUGUAUAUUAAGCAUUCUUAAUAAAAAAAAAAAAACAGG
Cyprinodon tularosa is the source of this 1377-nucleotide messenger RNA. RefSeq lists its product as uncharacterized. Lineage: Eukaryota; Metazoa; Chordata; Actinopteri; Cyprinodontiformes; Cyprinodontidae. Bases 82 to 1179 code for a protein of 365 amino acids. The record is from RefSeq and is a predicted model, not a curated record. The transcript is spliced from 7 exons.